Molecule: messenger RNA, 11817 nt
Organism: Diabrotica virgifera virgifera (western corn rootworm)
Lineage: Eukaryota; Metazoa; Arthropoda; Insecta; Coleoptera; Chrysomelidae
Exons: 4
Coding region: 124-1488 (454 amino acids)
Cellular component (GO): extracellular matrix
Source: RefSeq, a predicted model, not a curated record
AUAUUUGCAGCAUCCUUUUCAAUAGAAGUUUCAGUGCCGGUUCAAGGGGAUAUUUCUCAUUGAAAGUGACUGCAUUUUUGGAUGUACUGCGGACUUUGUGUGGAUAUUGAUUAAAGCAGGAAUAUGAGCAUUAAGAUUCCGGCAGUACUUUGCUGCUUAACUGCAGCAGCUUUUGCUGCCAUAGCUCCUGGGGAAAAUGCAUAUCUACCUCCGAAAAAAGGAUACGAAUAUCCCGUUCCCCCCAUCCCCUUUCCCAGUCGACCUCCCAUUGCUACACUUCCACCAACAGCUCCUCCAUAUCGACCACCGGUUACCCAACCUCCUUAUAGACCGCCAGUUACACAACCUCCUUAUAGACCACCAGUAACGCAACCGCCUUAUAGACCACCGGUUACUCAACCACCAUACAGACCUCCGGUUACACAACCUCCUUACAGACCACCGGUCACUCAACCACCCUACAGACCUCCAGUAACGCAACCUCCUUACAGACCACCAGUUACACAACCACCCUACAGACCUCCAGUUACCCAACCUCCUUAUAGACCACCAGUAACUCAACCACCCUACAGGCCCCCUGUAACCCAACCUCCAAAACCAACAUAUGGACCACCCUACAGACCACCAGUUGGACCUCCUGUAACUCAGCCCACACCAAGGCCUACGUAUGGACCACCAAUUCCAGGAACACCACCAACAAGAGGACCAAUAGUUCCAUUCAAACCUGGCGGACCCAUACCCGGAAAUGGACCUGAGGAUCAUCUCAAACUUCCACACAAACCUGCAGAACCAUUCCAAUUUAACUACGAAGUAAAAGAACCAUCCUACGGGAACGACUACUCACACAAUGCUAUUAACAACGGUGACCAGACCAACGGCGAAUACAGAGUCCAGCUUCCAGACGGCAGAACCCAGGUUGUCAAAUACACAGCUGAUUGGGCCACAGGAUUCCAUGCAAAAAUAAGCUACGAAGGAACGCCUAACUACCCAUCAUUCCCCAAUAAUAGAACACCUGCGCCUAGACCAGCGCCAGGUCCAGGACCAGGCUAUCCAAGCGUUAGGCCACCAUCUCCUGGUUUUCCUAGCAUUCCUACCAGACCAACUCCAUCCUACCCAAGUCCAUCUCCAGGCUACCCAAGGCCAUCUCCAAGUUACCCUAGUCCGUCUCCAAGCUACCCAAGACCCACUCCAAGCUACCCCAGUCCGUCUCCAAGCUACCCAAGGCCCACUCCAAGCUACCCAAGUCCAUCUCCAAGCUACCCAAGACCUACUCCCAGCUACCCAAGUCCAUCCCCAAGCUACCCAAGGCCUACUCCAAGCUAUCCAGGUCCCUCUCCAAGCUACCCAGGUCCCUCUCCUGGUCCAGGAUAUCCCAGUGGAAGACCAACCGGACCACCUUUUCCUACACCCGGUGGACGACCCGGGCCUGGAUACCUACCACCAGAUAAUAGACAGAAAUAUAGUCCUGGAGGCGGAUAUGCUUAUUGAAAAUAGAGUAUAGAAUAAUUUUAUUAAAUUAGAUAAUUUUACAAAAUUGCAAAAACUUUAUUUCUUAAGAGUCUAUAAAUAUAUAUUUAAUAAAUAAAUAUUUCCUUUUCAAUUUUUAUUCUGAUGUAGAUAUUCAACAAUUUAUGUAAAAAAUUCCUCUUAUUACAAAAAUUCUACAUAUUACUAUUGUGUUUGUCAUUUUGGGUGCUAAAAGACUGGGUGCAGAUUUUAAUUAUUAAUUUAAUUUUAACCAGCUAUUAUUAAUUUAAUUUUAUUUAAACCUAAUGUCCUUUGGAACUUACUAACGUAGCAUUUGGUACGAAAACAGUACCGAAUUAGUUACUUCAUUUAAUUUAUUGUAGUGUCUUUACCAUACAGAGUUUUUGCAAUUUUAAAAUUGAAUGAACAACUGAAAGGGUUUAAAGUAAUGUAGAGUAUAAUAUAAUUAUUAUUACACAUUGGUCGCCAUAUGGAAAACAUAUUCCCCAUAUUAAAUUGAAACUUACAUUGGCAUAUAUAAUUUAUUAUUACUAAUAGACUAAAACCAACGAAUUUCAAUAUAUCUGUUUUUCUUUAUCAUGUUUUUAAUAGCUGAUUUUAAUAAGUCUAAAAUUAUUGCUAAAAUUUUAAAUACAAUAUAAUAUAGACUGUUCGACUAAAUAAAUUCGUAAAAGUACAUCAAAAUGGUUCUAGUUAUAAAAAGACUACUAGAUCCCGUUUUAGCUUCAGUUGUUAAAUUUUUGAAGUUUCCAACUCUUCUUAUAUUAUACAAUUCCCAUAUUGUUCCUAACUCUAGUGCCCUAGAGAGAAUUUGUUUAUAUCAAAGCCAUAUUUGCUUAUAUAUUUGUUUAUUGAACAUUACUACAUAUAACGCAUUUAGUCAUUUCAAAUUUAAGAAUUCAACUCAAAUGAAUAAAAGUAAAUUGUAUUGAAUUUAGUAUGACAAAAUAAUAAUUAAUUUAAAUAUUUUUUUUUGUUAAAACAAAGAGAUAUCAGAAUUAAAGUUUGAUUUAUUAAGUAAGAAAUUCUAACAAAUUCUAAACUUUAGAACCUUUAGUCAGCUUAGCUACUAGAGAUGAUAUAUGUAUUUUGGUGUAAUUGGGAGAUAGAAGAAAUAAGAGAGAAAGGCGAGACUGUGACGAGACUGUGACUGUGGCGAGAAUGUGACCCAGAUUAAAUAAAAAAAAAAUCAAAAAUAUUACGAUUAGUGAAAAGAAAGAAAAAAAUCAAAAUAGGGAAUUUAGAAUUUGAAGAACUAAACACUUCAAACACCCGCAAGUGACAAUAUUAUUAAUCUCAGCAGCAACAAUGUCAGUGACUAAAAUAGGUGAAGAAAACUUGGAUAAAGAUGAAGAAGAAUGGCGGAGGUGGACAGAAAGACCACGAGAACCAUACUGAGACCAAUUGAAACACAUAAAAAUGAAAUAAAAUAUCAGAGGUAGCAGAAGUAGCCAUAUAUAUCCAUCCGAUGAUCCAUACUGAUGGUCAAAUGUACGUAAGAGCGCUUAUGGUUCUCUCUGAACGAUAUGAAAUACAAUAUGUCUCUUGUUUUGAUUUUAGAGCGAACUAUUUUAUAUUGGUUUACUCCUGACUAUUGGAAUUUGGCCAUGAUGAAUAGACAGGUAGAGAAGUGCAACUUUUAGACUUCACCGUAUCUCCUUUCAUUCAUCAUUCGUCUGGUUUGCAAGUAAUAUAAACCACGAGUAGGCGUAACUAGAAACUGGUCCCAACAUGCGUGAUUAUUUCUCGGCAAAUAAAACUUCGAAUUGUUACAUCAAAAUGAAUAUAGAAGCAGAGCAAAUGCGAGAUUAGUAAAGUACUGAAAUACCAAAAUACACCAGGGAAAUAAGGCAAAAAUAUACCAUGUUCGGGACACUUGAGCAGCCAGGUUGCAAAUAGGUUUUUUGGGUACUAUAUACCUAAUGCAUUAUAAAUACAAAAAUGCCCGUCACAAUUCGGACGAGAAUUUUAGUUAUUAACAAAUUUGACACUAAUUAUUAGUGUCAAAAAUGGCACCUUUUUCAUUUAAAUCGCCACAGGUAAAAAAUACGGUAACUAAAUGUCUUAUUAAUAGUAUCCUUCUUUUAGUAGAAGAGUAAAGGUUAAAAACGGCAGUUUUUGAAUUUGGGUAAAAAUAAAAAAAAUGCUGUAACUUUUGCAAAAAUGGCCUUUUGACUUUCAUAUUGCACAAAAAGUUGAGUCGAACAGUCCAUAUAAUGCACAAAAAAUUUUAAGGCGAUUCGUCAAUUAGGUUAAAUUUUAUUCAAUCUGUUUAUCAAAAAGUGCUUUUUUUGCAAUGUUAUUGUUCAGAAAAUAAGAAUGAUAUAGCAGUUCUGUAGAAACCACGUGAAAGAAGAAUAUUUGUUUUUUCAACGAAUUUAAAAACAAAAUUAAUAAAAAGUCAUUUUUAUUAUUCCGAAAACAUUUUACUAAAGUAGUCAUUUUUGGCUUAUAAAUAAUUUGAAUAAAUUUGUUAAUAUUAACUCUAGGUUAAAACUACUUUGGGAUUUGAAAAGCUGGUAUUUUUACACGAAUUAAAAAAAACAUUUUGCCUAGGAUAAUUACGGUCAAAGUUAGCCACUUUUUUUAAUUCACAGCUACUUUGUUUAUAACAAUUAAGCAACCUAACUAGCGCCAUUUUGAAGCUCAAGGUAUAUAGUUUAUGUGUAAAGUUUGAACUUUAACAAAGUGGUAAAUACCGCUUUAAAAAUUACGUCCCAACGAAAUCGAUUCGUGGUCGGUGGAGGGGAAUUAUUAAAAUCCGUGCGCUCAAAAAAUGAAAUUGAUUCUUCAAACAUAUGCUGCGAUUAAUAUCUCUGGAGCUUGUUGAUGGAUUUUGAUUAUAAUUUUUUCAAUUUUUAUGUACUCGUAAUCUUGUAGAGUACGUUAUGUACACAUAUCCCCACCUAACAUUACAAAAUGUUAGGGGGAACCCCCCUUAUCACUCAGGGAUAUGAAAAAUAGAUUACGACCGAUUUUAAGACCUACCGAAUAUUCAUAUAUAAUUUCAUAAAAAUCGGUCAAGCGGUCUCAGAGGGCAACUAACACUGUGACAUAAGAAUUUUAUAGAUGUAAAUAUAUAGAUGGCUAUUAAAAAAUGGGGGUUGGUGAUAGAAGAAUAGAAAUUAAGGGUUGUAUGUAUUUUUUGGGCCGGCGUAGCCGAGUGGUAGUGUGCUAGGCUAGCGUGCCGGUGGUCCGGAGUUCAAAUCCUACCGCCGGCAAGAACAACUAGACAUUUUUAAAAAUGUUUAUAGGUCCCAGGUCGACUCAGCCUGAAUAAAAUGAGUAGCUUGGGUAAAACCAGGGGUAAUAAUAGGCGGUUGAAGCGUAGCACUGGCCCUGUUACCUUCCUUGUAUACCGUAGGCCCUAGAUAUAGCAUUCUACCCUGCUAUACUCCCAAAGCCACGUGAGCGGUAUAAAACGGGAGACUAUUAUUAUGUUUUUUUUUUAAUUCUACACCAUAUAAAAUUGACGUUGAUAAUUUUGUCCAAAAAAAUAAAAAAAAUGUCAGUGGGGCAACCCCCCUUAUAAUUUAUGUGUAUGAAAAGUAGAUUAAAACCUAUUCUCAGUUUUACAGAAUAUACGUGGAAAAUUUCAUAAAAAUCAGUCAAGCCGUUUCGGAGGAUUAUGGUAACUAACACUGUUACACGAUAAUUUUAUGUAUAUAGAAGUAACUGAAUUAAAUAAUUAAAGUGGCUAACUUUGACCGCACUUAACCUAAGCAAAAAGUUUUUUUGAAAAUUCUUGUAAAAAUACCAGGUUUUGAAAUCCGAAAGUAAAUUUUACUCUACAGUCAAUACUAUCAAAUUUAUUCAAAUUGUUUUUAAGACAAAUAUGACUCUACUUUAGUGAAAGGUUUUCGGAAUGAUAAAAAUGCCUUUGGAUUGAUUUUUUUUAAUUCUUUGAAAACAUAAGUGUCCUUCUUUUAUGUAGUUUCCACAGAAUUGCUGUAUCGUUAUUAUUUUCUGAACAAUAAUAUUGCGAAUUAAAAGCUCUUUGGGACAAACAAAUUGAAUAAAAUUUAAACUAAUUGACGAAUCGUAUUGAAAUUUCUUGUGCAUGAUAUGUACUGGUUGUCUCAACUUUUCAUGCAAUAUCAAAGCUUAAGUUCAUUUUUACAAAAGUUAUAGCAAACUUUUUAUUUUCGAAAUUUUAGUUUUAUUUUGCAAUUAGCGAAGCCACAAAUGGUCUUAUCAAAAUUCCAAAACUGCCAUUUUGAACCUCUGCUCAUCUACUAAAAGAUGAAUGCUCUAAGUAAGAUAUCUGACUACCGCAUUUUUACCUGCAGCGAUUUAAACGAAUAAACUGCCAUUUUGGACACUUAUUUGUUAAUAACUAAAAUUCUCGUCCGAACUGUGAUGGGCAUUUUUGUAUUUAUAAUGUUUUAGGUAUAUAGUACCCAAAAAACCCAUUUGCAAUCUGGCUGCUCAAGGGUCCCGUAUUUCUCUGGACUAAAAAUAAAGCAAUGUAGAGCUAAAUGACUAGGUCACAUCUGGCAAGUAGAAGAUACAGCUAUGACAUACUCGAUCAUAUAGUGGAAUAAAAGAGGAAGAAAGAAAUGGGGAAGACCAAGAUCAAAGUGGCUGCAAGAAGUUUAAGAAGACUUACAAGAUGUAGGAGGUAGAUACCAGCAAAGAAAAGCUAGAGACUAGAAAAAACAGAGAGACAUCGUUAAGAAUAAAUUAUGUUUAAAAUAAUGUGAAUAUUUCAAGUAUCUAUAUAUCGGAGUUUUCCAGUAGGGGUGAACAAAAUGAGUAACACCGAGAUGUAAGCUCCCCAUCUCUAAUUAUACUACUAAUUCAUAGAUCUAUCCGAUAUACUUACCAGCGUAUUCUAAUUUAAGUCGCAGAUCCAGUUUUGGAUUUUCGACUACAUACUAUGUUAAAGUUUGUGGUUUUCUGGUCCCCGAGCAGAUUCGAUCCAUUAACCCACUAGGUUACUCAGAGAAGUAAGUACCCACUGCCUUUCUUGGCCAUCUAAGGGUUCAAAAUACCUUUACACUAUUAUUAUUCUUUUAUCGUGCUCUUUUAUUAGGACUUUUUCAAAAAAAUCUAAGGAAUAGAACUCCAGUGCAUUGCGAAACUCUUUUGAUUUACAGAAAUUGUAAAUUUUAGAAGAUUGCAUUUUACAAUUGUGUGUAGGUAAAUACCUGACAAAAUAGAGGAAGUAAAAUCCUCGAUAGAAGCUUUGUUAUUAUGUAUGGCGAUCAAUGUGUUAAUAAGAAAAUAAUACAAUGUAUACCAUCUAAAUUUUGACAUAAUAACAACAGAUAUGGUUACCAAGAACUUGUCAUAUUUUAGGGAAUAAAAUAUUUUAAAUUUUGAUUUACAUAAUGCAUAUACCACAAAUGUGUACAUUGAUAAGCAAUGUUCAAUAACUUUAAGAGUUAGAGAAUAGUAAACUCUGGUCAAAAUCUUGAGUCAAAUACGAUAUUUGUUAUAUUUGGGUAUGGUUGCUUUCAGAGUAUAGAUUAAGAGUAUUUUUUAAGACUUAAUCUUUUUACAACUAUAAAUUCUGUACCAUCUUCCAUGUUAGCCGUCAAGAUAACAAGCCGAUUAAGACUCCAAACACUGUUAUUUUUUAAAUGGGAUUAAUCAGUUAUCUCACUAGAAUUAAAAUCUUAUUUAGUGUUUGGAUGGCAAAUCCAAACGUCAAAAUUAAAAGAAAUAUUUAAUUUUGAUUGCAAAUAAUUGUGGUUUAAUCCCAUCCUAAAAAUAUCAUCACUGCAGUUUAUAUACUUGGAAACGCAGGAUUAAACGAUUUGUUGACGUACUCAUACACAAUCAUUAUCGUCAGUGAGCCUCGGUGGUCUUCCUCGUCUUCUCCAUUACAUGAUUCGUCGUAUCCACCCUCCAUCUUGUGUUCUUGCUGAGUGCCCUGCCCAGUUCCACUUAAGCGUCGUAGCUCUUUCGAUGAUGUCUGUUGCUUACUGACGAUGACCUGUUUGUUAUGUGGUCUCGAAGGCUCACGUUCAGCAUUGUACGUAUGUGCGUUACAUGGUUCGUUGUGUAACUCGCGAGUUUAUUCGCAUAUUCUUGCGUCAGUGGUAAAAUUUCUGCUCCAUAAGUUUGUAUAAAACACACUGAUUAUAAGUCUUUCACUUGGGAAGAAGGGAAUUUGACUGUUUAGAAUAUGGCUUAGUUUGGCAAAUACUGCCCGUGUAAGGUCUAUUUGCCUAUGUAUUUCAUGUGUUUGAUUGCCUCUGCUUAUUUUGAUCUCGUGUUCCAGAUAUUUGUAAGUGUCUGUUGGUUGUAUGGUAUUAUUGUUAAUAGUUACCUAUAUUUCCGCUCAAUAUGAGAUUUGUCAUAAGUUUAGUUUUCUCAAAGUUUAGUUUUAAUCCUGCUCUCUUUUUAAGCGAAUAUAUCAUAUAAACUGUAUCCUGUAAGUUAUCUCCGAUUAAUACAACAUCAUCCGCAAACCCCAAAUGAUUUAAUCUAUCUUUAUUUAUAUUAAUGCCCAUAUCUUGCCAUUGAAUGUUCUUAAAUAUUGACUCUAGAGCUGCUGUGAACAAUUUAGGUGAAAUUUUGUCUCCUUGUCUAACUCCCCGACCUAAGCUGAACUUUUAUGUGUCUUCGUGUAGUCGUAUAUUUGAUGCAGCGUUCUCAUAGAUGUUUUUGAUUACUGACGUGUACCUGUAGUGUACUCGACAUUGCUUUCAGGCUUUCAGUACUGUUUCAAACUCUACAGAAUCAAAAGCUUUCUCGUAAUCUACUGAUACAAGAAUCAGUGGUAUGUUGUACUCGAUUCAUUUUUCGACUCCAAUUUGAAAACUUUUUUAUAUUUGUUGUCCUAAAAAAAGUAAAUUCUGACCUGCACAUUAUCAGCUAUUAUCGAUAGUUGCAAUCAAGGUUUUGUUCCAGACUUUACUAUUUCUUUAGCCUUAGUUUGAACACUCCGCGAAUGUUACCUUUAAUAUAUUUGAGAUUUAGAAUUACGGCUUGUAUUUUAUUUAUAAACUUUCGAGAAAUAGUAUGGUAAAAUAUAUUUUUGUAAAUAACUAGUAUAGAAGUUUUAAGGCAUAAGAAAUCUUAAGCCAUACUUUAACGAUCUAUUACGUUAGUUAGUGCGAACGUAUACAAGGUAACCUGAAAAUACAUAUGGAGAUGUUCUAGAAAUCAACAACAGGGUGCUUUAUUUACAUCUGUUACAUUAAAUCUAAACGAUAAGGUGCAUAUACCUAAUAAAAUCAGUGUUUUUCAGGUUACUUUGUUCUUGUUUAUACCGUAAAAUGGGGUGACUUUAUCCGAUUUUGUAAUUUAAUCCUAUAAAAAUCAUAUUUUAAAUUUUGCUACAUUUUUCUAUAUGCAAAUAUGUUAUGGGUUUAGGCGUCUACUUUCAGUAGCUUAGAUUAUAAUUACAAGAAAAUAUUCAUGACUUAGAAACAAAAAAUAAAAAAUGCCAUUGGUCAAGUUCACCCCAUCUGGGGGGAAGAUGACCGCAUAUGCAUUUUGCCUGUAAAAUUAUUUUUCUUGUAAGUGGGGUUAAUUUGACCGUUUUUUAAACCAUUUUUUCUUAAUUCGUUAUAUCGGUGGAUUUAACAACCCUUGGAAUAUUAAUUCUUUUUUUUAAUUAAAAAUGAAUUCUUAGAUAUUUAUAAAUUUGAAUCGUUAAAAAUAAUUUUAAAAAUUAUACAGGGUGGCUGAAGUAUAUCACAAUAGAUAUUUUUCUAUGUUUUCGGUCAAAUUCACCCCAGCGGUCAAAGUAACCCCAUUUUACGGUACUUAAAGUGUACUUCAUGAUAAAAGUUUGAUAAAACUGUCAAAAGUAAAUAAUUAAAAUGUCUUAACAGGGUGAAUAUAACCAGCUCUAAUUUUACAAUGCUAACAAUGUAUUAAAUUUCCCCAGCAAAUUCUUUUUACUGCUUCAAUACUGAUUUUGAACAUUUCUGUCCAUAUUCUUCUAUAUUAUAAACCCUUUGUCACAAACCUUGUUUUUUCGUAAAUGUUACCACGAGCCGCUUUGAAUAGAAGCCGUUAAUUUUUAAUUAAUGUUUAAAGAUUCCAUCUGGCUACAUAGGUCAGAUCUACAAUGUCUUCCAUAUUUUAUGUCUGGUAUGCAUAAAAUUGUUAUUUAGCGUAAUACCCCUGGGACCUUUAUGUCGUCAGUAUAUAUUUAUAUUCGGACUUGUGCGUGGAAACAUUUUAUGGAGUGUAUACAAUUAUUACAUAACAUUAGUACGACGGGCUUGGUAUUACUAAGCCACUUUAAUUGUAUCUAAGACUCUUUGUCAGCAACCGAACAUUACCAUGUAUUUCACCAUCGUUGGCCGGCUGGAGCUCAGAGUUGACUUAAAUUCUACGCUGAGUUCUUUAUGUUUUUACCUAGAUAGACGCAGCAGAAACACGACCUAACACGUAGAGCACAAAAAGAUUGCUCAAACGGGGAAGCUGAAAACCCUUCGAAAAAUAGAUGAUAAGACAAUAUGGAACGGAGCUAGAAGUACAGAUAUCGCAUUCCCUGUCGACCACACCACUGCGCACUGUGGUGUGCUCAGCUCUAUACGCCCUGUGGCGAGAACGCCAUAGUGGAGCGGUGUACAGGUUUGUGGACAACGGUGUUUUUAAGUAGUCGGCACCCGAGAUUCAAUUCAAAUUUUACACCGUUAGUGAACAGGAUAUACGACGGAGAUGCAAGGUGGAGAAAAUUAAUAACUGGGUAAAAAACAAAAGAGUAGAACGGAAUGACCACGUAAGCUAAAUGAGAAGAAAUAGGAGUAGUAAGGGCGGCGAAAGGCGGUUUACUAAUAUGAGGACGAUCAGUGGGAUGAGCACGAAAACGAUAGAACGACAACUAGUUUCUAGAAAGUCUUUAACUCUCCAAUGGAACUACAGCCCAAAUCGAGCCCUCUAAGCACCCUUUUUUUUGCUACUCUCCUUCAGAUUUACACUUUCAAUAUCUCUCUGGCAUCAGUACCUACUCAUUUUAUUGUAUAUAACUAACUUUUCCUUGGUCUUGCCUGAGGAUGACGCCCCGUCAUAAUUUCACUAAUCGUUGCGCUAGGUGUUCUUAACAUCUGAUAUGUAGAUGUCAUCUAACAUCUGGGAUCUGUGUUUAUUUUAUGGAACUUUAUCGAUAGAUUUAUUAGAAUAUUUUUUGUAUUAAACUUAUUUCAUUAUGGAAGUUAAGCGUCCCUGUUGUGAGUAGUUGUAAUACACGCAUCCCAUGAGCAGCUUGUGUUGCUUGUUAACCCUAGAGAAAUUGUGGCAAGUUGUAUGACGGUUUAUUACAAUAUUGCUCCCUCAUAUUUCUGUUCAUCUUUGAUUUGAAUUUCCUAUAAGCGUUUCCGAGAUACCUUAAAAUUAUCGAUGCUUUCUGUAAAAGUACUAAAAUCAUUUUCUAAUGUUGGUUUAAUUAAAAUAUUUCUUAGUCUGCUGGGCUUUUUGUUUUUUUAUUUUAAUUUUUAAUUUUUGAUGAUUUUAUUAAACGAAAAUUAUAUUUAUUUAUCUUUAGAAUUAAAAUAAAAUAAUUGUUUAGAAAAUCAGAAUACAGCGAAUUUGAAUGUUUUUUUAUUUUAUAUGUCUUGCUAUAAUAUAUUAUUUUCUUAAUAAUCUAGGGACUAUUUUCAGAGAAACACAGAUCUCCUAUGUUGGUACCACUUCUUCUUAAAAGAUCAUAAAAUUUCAGCGUAUUUUUCUAGACCGAUUAUAUUAUCAAACAACGUAGACUGUGAUUUUCAAUAAGACAUUGUUUUCCGGGCAUAUAGACUAAGGUCCGAAUAACAUUUCUUUCUGGAAUUUUCUCUGUAAUUGUGAUACAAGUUAAACAGUAAACCUAGAGAAAGGUCAAAUUUUAAAAUAUUUUCACUCAUAAUUAUUUCCGUAUUUUAAUUUCAAAACUGUAGAAAUCAAAAAGAAGAAAAAUGCGCUCUACGUAGGCCCUUCGUGGGAUUGUAGGUGUUUCUCAAUUUAUUUAUUGAAAUCAAUAGAGUAAUCCUUUAGGUACCAAUCCAACUUAUCGGUUUAAGUGUUUUAAAUAGUUUUAGCACAACUUCCUCUUCAUAACCUUUUUCAACAAAUCCUAUAUAACACAGCUAGUAUGUAUAUUGCUUGGUUAACUAAUCCAUCUCCCGUUAAAUAUCUUAAUAUUCCGCUUAGAUUUUUAGUUGGUAUCGAAAACUUUUUUCUCCUAAUUUUAUUAACAAACACUGCCAAAAAGUGUUCUGUAAUAAUUUACCGACAAAUGAAGAGUAGUAAUUAUUAUUAAGUAAAUUAAUUUAAAAUGUAUAAUUCAGUAUUCUGUAUCAUUUGUAUUGUAUCUUCUCUCCAUUAGUAUGUAAUAUGCACUAAAUUGUAUUAUAUUUAAGAUAAAAUAUAGAAAUUAUUUUUGUA